CGUCUGAGCUGCGCUCAUUGAGCGCCGGAGGUCCACCGUGUCCAGUUCUCUGCGCUGAAGCCGAGGAGGAAAAGACGCUUUGGGGGACUGCUCUGAGAGUUUAUUGCGGUUCCUGCCUCUGCGCUCCGGGUGGAUUUUACUCUGUGGUCUGCAGUUUGUAAAUCAUCGUCCAGCUCUGAAAUGGCUGACAGGAAGUUGGAUGGCUUUGGACAGAUUUGGAUGGUAGCGCUUAUACUGCUGUGUAAUCCAGCAGCGUUUAUGGUGAAGGCAAGUCUGGCGAUCAAUGAAACCCAGCAGCAGGCUUCAACCAGUGUCUACAAUGACAUUACGGUCACCAGGAACAAGAUAGUCACAGCCCAGUUUGAGUGCUAUCAAAAGUUAAUGAAAGAAAAUACCCACAGCAGACAAGAACCUGUGUGCAAUCGCACGUGGGAUGGCUGGCUUUGCUGGGAUGACACCAAAGCAGGAGUUACAUCCGAGCAGCACUGCCCGGACUACUUCCAGGAUUUUGAUCCAUCAGAGAUGGUCACAAAGAUUUGCACUGACAGUGGUCAAUGGUUUCUGCAUCCGGAGAGCAACAGGACAUGGACCAACUACACCCGCUGCAAUGAGCACACUGUAGAAGGCAGAAUGACUGCAAUGAACCUUUUCUACCUUGCCCUCAUAGGACAUGGGCUGUCUCUGACUUCCCUCCUCAUCUCCCUAGCAAUUUUUUUCCAUUUCAAGAGUUUGAGCUGUCAAAGGAUCACCCUUCAUAAGAACCUCUUCUUCUCUUUUGUUCUGAACUCUGUGAUCACCAUCAUUUUGCUGACUGCAGUGGCCAACAACCAGGAGCUCGUGCAGAGGAAUCCAACAAGCUGUAAAGUGUCCCAGUUUAUUCACCUGUACCUGUUUGGCUGUAAUUACUUCUGGAUGCUGUGUGAGGGGAUAUAUUUGCACACUCUCAUCGUGGUGGCAGUGUUUGCUGAGAAGCAGCAUCUGAUGUGGUACUAUCUCCUAGGAUGGGGCUUUCCUCUUAUCCCAGCCACCAUACAUGCCGUCGCUCGGAGCUACUACUACAACGACAACUGCUGGAUUAGCUCAAAAACAUCACUGCUCUACAUCAUCCACGGCCCCAUCUGUGCUGCUCUUUUGGUUAAUUUGUUCUUUCUACUCAACAUCGUGCGAGUUCUCAUCACCAAACUGAAGGUGACCCAUCAAGCAGAAUCAAGUCUGUACAUGAAAGCCGUGAGAGCCACGCUCAUCCUGGUCCCUCUGCUUGGAAUUCAGUACGUCCUGCUUCCCUACAAGCCAGAGGGACGGGUCUCUUCGGAAAUAUAUGACUACAUCAUGCACAUACUCAUGCAUUACCAGGGUCUGCUUGUGGCCACCAUCUUCUGCUUUUUCAAUGGAGAAGUAAGACGGGGUUAUGCCCUUUUAUUAUUCUUUUUUUUUUUUUUUUAGAUAUUUCAACACGUGUACACACCCUAUCCCACACUUGUGCUAACCUCAUGGUUGAGAAGGGUCAUGCGUUGACAGGGUCAUUGCCCUGGUGCUACUCUUCCAAUGUUGGGGAAACUAAUAUGUAGUCAUAACAUUUCAGGCUACCAGCUUGAUUACACUGAAUGAAAUUACAGCAAAGAUACCCUAGAGAAUAAUCUAGCAUGUUAAAUUAAAAA
This is a messenger RNA of Haplochromis burtoni (Burton's mouthbrooder), 1658 nucleotides long. RefSeq names its product calcitonin receptor-like a (gene calcrla). Lineage: Eukaryota; Metazoa; Chordata; Actinopteri; Cichliformes; Cichlidae. The coding region runs from base 181 to 1443 and encodes 420 amino acids. Gene Ontology annotation, biological process: angiogenesis; adenylate cyclase-activating G protein-coupled receptor signaling pathway; cell surface receptor signaling pathway. The record is from RefSeq and is a predicted model, not a curated record. The transcript has 12 exons. Gene Ontology annotation, cellular component: plasma membrane. Gene Ontology annotation, molecular function: calcitonin gene-related peptide receptor activity; calcitonin receptor activity; adrenomedullin receptor activity.